AGCUGUGAGGGCCUGGAGCACGCAGACCUCUCCGGCUUAACGCUCAUCUCGGUGUUUGCAGCACUCUCCACUUCUCUCCCAGGUGACGAGACCCGACGGUUAGAAAUCCGCCAUGUCUAUUUUCAAGAUCCAUGCUACGGAGAUCUUUGACUCUCGUGGGAAUCCCACUGUUGAGGUUGAUCUCUUUACCGCAAACGGUCUAUUCAGAGCUGCUGUGCCCAGUGGUGCUUCAACUGGUAUCUAUGAGGCCCUAGAGCUCCGGGACAAUGAUAAGACUCACUAUAUGGGGAAGGGUGUCUCAAAGGCUGUUGAGCACAUCAAUAAAACUAUUGUGCCUGCCCUGGUUAGCAAGAAACUGAAUGUCACAGAACAAGAGAAGAUUGACAAACUGAUGAUCGAGAUGGAUGGAACAGAAAAUAAAUCUAAGUUAGGUGCGAAUGCCAUUCUGGGUGUGUCCCUCGCCAUCUGCAAAGCCGGUGCUGUUGAGAAGGGAGUCCCUCUGUACCACCACAUCGCCGACUAGGCUGGAAACUCCAAAGUCAUCCUGCCAGUGCUGGCAUUCAAUGUCAUCAAUCGUGGUUCCCAUGCUGGUAACAAGCUGGCCAUGCAGGAGUUCAUGAUCCUCCCAGUGGGUGCUGCAAACUUUAGGGAAGCCAUGCGCAUUGGAGCAGAGGUUUACCACAACCUGAAGAAUGUCAUCAAGGAGAAAUAUGGGAAAGAUGCCACCAAUGUGGGCGAUGAAGGUGGGUUUGCUCCCAACAUCCUGGAGAAUAAGGAAGGCCUGGAGCUGCUGAGGACUGCAAUUGGGAAAGCUGGCUACACUGAUAAGGUGGUCAUCGGCAUGGAUGUGGCGGCCUCCGAGUUCUACAGGUCUGGGAAGUAUGACCUGGACUUCAAGUCUCCUGAUGUCCCCAGCAGGUACAUCUCACCUGACCAGCUGGCUGACCUGUACAAGUCCUUCAUCAAGGACUACCCAGUGGUGUCUAUCGAGGAUCCCUUUGCCCAGGAUGACUGGGGAGCAUGGCAGAAGUUCACAGCCAGUGCAGGAAUCCAGGUGGCUGGGGAUGAUCUCACAGUGACCAACCCAAAGAGGAUUGCCAAGACUGCAAAUGAGAAGUCCUGCAACUGCCUCCUGCUCAAAGUGAACCAGAUUGGCUCCGUGACCGAGUCCCUGCAGGCAUGCAAGUUGGUCCAGGCCAAUGGUUGGGGCGUUAUGGUGUCUCAUCAUUUUGGGGAGACUGAAGAUACCUUCAUCGCUGACCUGGUGGUGGGGCUGUGCACUGGGCAGAUCAAGACUGGUGCGCCUUACCAAUCUGAGCGCUUGGCCAAGUACAACCAGCUCCUCAGAAUUGAAGAGGAGCUGGGCAGCAAGGCUAAGUUUGCUGGCAGGAACUUCAGAAACCCCAUGGCCAAUUGAGCGGUGGGCAGGCCAGCCCUUCAGUCGCCUGUUGGCUGAUUAGGCUCCUCCCCUCGUGUCAGCUCGGGCAGCUCCAGGCCCCCCGACCAACACUUGCAGGGGACCCUGCUAGUUAGCUCCCCUUGCCCACCACCGUGGAGUUCACACUGCUUCCUUAGAACUUCUACAGAAGCCAAGCUCCCUGGAGCCCUCUUGGCAUCCCUAGCUUUGCAGUCACGUAAUUGGCACAAAUCGUUUUUCUCGCCUCGCUUUCCACCAAGUGUCUGGAGCAAUAUGAACCUCCAGUGUCAUCUCUGGGGUGGCCACAGGCAAGAUCCCCAGUGGUUUUGUGCUCAAAAUAAAAGGCAUCAGUGAACCA
Molecule: messenger RNA, 1775 nt
Organism: Cebus imitator (Panamanian white-faced capuchin)
Lineage: Eukaryota; Metazoa; Chordata; Mammalia; Primates; Cebidae
Product: alpha-enolase-like
Exons: 1
Coding region: 605-1417 (270 amino acids)
Biological process (GO): glycolytic process
Cellular component (GO): phosphopyruvate hydratase complex
Molecular function (GO): phosphopyruvate hydratase activity; magnesium ion binding
Source: RefSeq, a predicted model, not a curated record